GCCGGUAACGAGCCGCGGGUCACUUGGUUUUCUCUGUUAAUAUAUCGUUAUAGUCUAAGGAGUUAAUUAGUGUUGCUGCCUUCAUUUAAGUGAAAUAAUUAUUAGGUGCCUGAGAUGACUAUUUCUUUAAUACAACGGUGUUAGUGUAUGUGUUAAGUUUGAAGAACGGUGUACUUAAUUUUUGUUUAAGUCAGAAUGGACCUAAUUCACAUAAUGCAAUUCGGCUAUGCUAUUAUGAUAGCAACAUUUAUUCUUAUGAUUUGGGUCUCCAUAGCAGAAUCCAUAGAUUUGGGAGCAAGAAAAGCCUGUCGAUUUAACUCAUUAUGCACUUGCACAUAUCCUAGUAGUUCAAAUAAUGACUUAGGAUCCGUCACUUGCAAGGACGUGCAUUUAGCACGUAUUCCAGAAGAGCUAAAUGAAAAUGACGUUUAUGAGUUACAUUUGGAAAACAAUAACUUGUGGCACUUGGAGCCGAAAUUUGUACAUAAAUCAGCAAAGUAUUUAGUUGUACGAAAUAACCCUCUAUACAUAAUACCAGAUAAGACAUUUUAUGAUAAUGUAGAGCACUUAGAGUUGAGUUACUGUGGGCUUACAGAAGUUCCUUACCGAGCGUUAACAAAUUUGGAACACCUAACGCUUUUAGAUUUAACAGGAAAUAAUAUAAGGGAAAUUUUAUCUGAUCACUGGAAAGGUUUUAAAGACAGCCUGGAAAAGCUCAUAUUAGCAGAAAAUUCCAUUACACAAAUUAGAAUGAAUACUUUUUCAAAUUUAAGAACGGUUAAGCUAAUUGACCUUAGUGGAAAUAAUAUAUGGGAACUUGAACCACUUUUAUUUUUUCAAGGAACACCACAGCUAUUGCACCUCGAUUUAAGUGAUAACCAACUUUCAUCCGUACCAUAUCAAGGUCUUAAUCCUCUCAAGAAUCUUAAAGUAUUAGACUUAAGUUACAACAGAAUACAUGACCUAUUACCACCCCCUGACGCAGGAAUCAAUAACAAACUAGACUUUAAACUCGACAUUUUACGACUUGAGUAUAACCAAAUCGACGUACUAGAAAACUCAUCAUUUGGAUAUUUUAAUGAUAUCAAUGAAGUUUAUUUGGAUGGAAAUAUAAUAUCUAUGAUUGAAACUUCUGCCUUUAGGCAAGCCAAAAUACGCAAACUUUAUUUACGAACUUGCGGCCUGUCUAAUUUUUUACCAACUACUUUCACUGGACUUGAAGGUCAAUUGGAAGUGUUGGAUUUAACUGGAAAUAACAUAAAUUCUUUUCCCAAAGAUAUUUUUAAGAGGUUCUUCAGUAUAAAAGAGUUCAUUAUAGCAGAUAACCUUGUUACCAACCAAAUAGACAUACUUAGUCCAUUUGAAAGCACGCUAGAUCACCUAGACUUGAGCGGAUCGAAAAAUUCUCCAGUUAAUAUCCAGGACUUAAAACGAAUUCCACAAUUAAGAAAACUGACCUUGUCAAGACUUUCUGACCCAAAUAUUGGACCAUCUGAUUUUGAAAAUUUUGGUGCACACCUGGAAGAAAUAAAAGUCACCUUUGCCAAUUUACAGAGCAUCAAAAGUAAUGCGUUUAGGCACCUGCGAGGCCUUAAGUUUAUUGAUUUUAGUGAUAAUAAUAUUGGAACCAUUGAAAAUAAUGCAUUUUUUGACGUCGCUCAUUCUCUCGAACACCUUUGCCUGGCACACGCAUUUUCAUCUUCAUUCAGUAACGUACCCAGUGAUGGAAUUAAAGUACUUACGAAGUUAAAAACGUUAGAUUUAAGCAAUAACAAAUUCAGGACUCUUAAAGAGGAUACUUUUUAUUCGAUGCACGAUAUUAGAGUCCUUGAACUGCACGAUAACUUAUUAGAAGUUUUACAUCGUGGAACUUUUCAGGGUAAUAUACACACAAACUUGGAACAAAUUUAUCUGUCUUUUAAUGAUCUAAGGACAAUAUCACAAAAGACUUUUGAUGAACUGCCGAGACUGCAACAAAUACAUUUGGAUGAUAAUAAAAUUGAAAGUAUAGAUCCGUUGGCGUUUAGCAGUGUUACUGAGCUAAAAUAUCUUAACUUAAAAGGGAAUAAGAUUUUAUCAGUGGGAUCCAAAGCAUUCCACAAACUGCUUCAUUUGGAGUAUCUGGAUAUGUCCUUCAAUAAAAUUAGCAAUUUAGAUUUUUCCUGGUUUGAUGACGAAACCGGUCGGCUAUCUGUAUCUCUGUUUCAACUGAAUGUGAGCCAUAAUAAUUUGAAAGAGCUUCUAAGCAACUUAGGAGUUUGUCCCUACUGCCCAGGUUCGGAAACAAGAAGAAUCGGAGUCUUAGACUUAUCUUUCAACAAUAUCCAGAAUAUUUCCGAGGGAUUUUUUGAGCCAGUCAAUAGCUCUCUGAAAAGACUGCAUUUGGGACAUAAUCAAAUAAUGAACGCCACCGGCAAAGUGUUUGGUGCAAUGAAGUAUUUACAGUGGUUAGACCUUUCUUGGAAUAGUAUUUUUGAGAUGGAGUUUGAUAUGUUUGAUAGAAGUCGUAGGAUGGAUUUACAGGUGUUGGAUGUAUCUCAUAAUAAAAUAAGUUCUAUUAACAACGGUGUUUUCCAAAAUCUGAAUCAACUGCAAAUUGUCGACAUGUCCCAUAAUCGAUUGCGAACAUUGCCUAAAGAGUUGUUUAAAAGAACAGCAUUGGAAAAACUUGACUUAUCACAUAACAUGUUAAGUAAAAUUCCUUGGAAUAGCUUUAGUGACUGUGGACGAACAUUAGCUGAGCUUGAUCUGUCUUGGAACUCGAUUUCUUCGCUAUCCUUUGAGACGAUGCAAUUUGAAAAAUUACAUUUUCUGGAUAUAUCCUAUAAUCAACUGGCCCAAAUUGAUAUAAGCAGAUCGUUUAAUGUAAUGCCAAGGAUGGUGUAUUUGGACUUAAGCCAUAAUACUCAAUUAAGUUUUGAGUCGAAUUCGAAUAAGUCUCAAGAAUAUGAUUCAUUACUGCAUUUGAAGAUAGACAAUGUAUCUCUUAUUCAGGUGCCACUAUCGAAACUACCCUUUUCAAAGUUAGCCACUCUUUCACUAGCCAAUAACCAGUUAAGUAACAUACCAAAUGAAAUGGUAAUGAAAAUGCCUAAUUUACAAAGCCUCAAUGUAAACUACAAUAGUAUCACAUCGAUUCCUCUUCAGUUACAAUCUUUUGAAGAGUUAAGAUUUUUGUCAAUGAUGUCUAACCCGAUCACCACCUUGACAAACACUAGCUUAACAAAUUUAAUUUUGGAGGAGCUAGAUAUGAGAAAUUUUGAUUUAACUACAUUUCAGAUGGGAGUUUUUUGCUGCAAAAUGUGCUCACUAAGAACAUUAAGGAUGAACUUAUACACGGGAUUAAAGACUUCUUUUAAUAUUACUUCUCUAUUGCAGUGGAGUUUUGGACUAAGAAAUUUAGAAAUUCAUGUUGAUAGACACAGUGAUAGUGAUUUAAGCAAAGAAAUGGUCGGAGAUUUGCCGCCAAAGAUAAGAAAUAUCACAUUUUCUGGAAGAGGCUUAAAAAAAUUGGGACCAACUAUCCUUAAAGGUGUUCAAUUUCCAAAACUUCGUAUUAACCUUAGAAAUACCAGCAUCAUAAAAGUGUCUGAAGAUUUAUUUAAGAAUAUUGACAGAGCCCGAAAUAUUACUGUAGAUGUUCGAAACAACCCUGAACUAACGACUCUUAUGAAUCCUUCUACUACCUCUCAACCGAAUCGGUACAAGGAAACGUUUCUUAUGGACUUAAAAAUUAUUGGAAAUCGAUGGGAUUGUGAUUGUGACUUGGGCUGGAUCGAAUUUUGGCAAAGAAGAUAUCGACAAUUCAUCUGUCCGGCCAUAAACCCAACAACGACUUUCGAUAUUGAUGACUUUGAGAACACUUGCAGACACACUCCUGACGAACUCAGAAUGGCCAUAUGCGUCAAUAAGAACAACAACUCCAUCGCAGAAGUCCUGAAAACUGACUUAGAGUGUGGGUGGAGUUCAGCACCUGUAAUUCGAAGUUUGAAUUUUCUGUUUGUGGGUUUUGUCGCGACAACAGUUCACUUUUUGGUCUAAUGAUUUUUGAAGACUUUUGUAUUUUGUGCUUAUAUAAAAUCUGAAUCUUUUAAAAAUAUGUUCAUCGUUUUUUUUUAAUGUUGAAGUGAGAAUGAACUACUUAAAAUAUUAUGUUUUCUUUGUAUUUAAUUGGACUAUUGUUUAUUAGCCUAUAAGUUAAAAAAACGACUCACAUAUAAAGAUACUUUUAUUAAGUCUUUAGAUACUGCCGCAUUCAGGUGUUAUUUAUAAUAACUAUCUGUAUAUUAUAUACCCAUUUAAGAGUAA
Anthonomus grandis grandis is the source of this 4308-nucleotide messenger RNA. RefSeq names its product chaoptin (gene chp). Gene Ontology annotation, cellular component: extracellular matrix. The transcript has 21 exons. The record is from RefSeq and is a predicted model, not a curated record. Gene Ontology annotation, molecular function: protein binding. Bases 196 to 4041 code for a protein of 1281 amino acids. NCBI's taxonomy places the organism in Eukaryota, Metazoa, Arthropoda, Insecta, Coleoptera, Curculionidae.